Alternaria rosae is the source of this 1026-nucleotide messenger RNA. RefSeq lists its product as uncharacterized. Lineage: Eukaryota; Fungi; Ascomycota; Dothideomycetes; Pleosporales; Pleosporaceae. The record is from RefSeq and is a predicted model, not a curated record. Bases 1 to 1026 code for a protein of 341 amino acids. The transcript has a single exon.
AUGGCAUCAAUCCAGCCAAUCUACACCAUCACAGCCUCACUAAAAACCUACAAAACAGAAGACGUCGAGUCGCCCGACCUGGAAGAUGAAUGCUACGUAUGCAUGCGUCCAUUCGAUCACGUCGACAACGAAGACGACCCAAACGAACUUCCAUGCAAAGCAGUGCGACUCUUACCCUGCGGCCAUCUCAUCGGCAGCGAGUGUCUCAAGAUGACAACUUCGAAGCUCAACAUGGCAAACUGCUCUCUCUGCGCAGUUCCUCUCGCCGUCAAACAUGCGAGCCCCAUGAACCACGCCAUGUGCUGUCUCUUGUCGAAUUGCUACACCAAGACACUGGUCGACCACGCACUGCUGGUAGGAUCUGUACUCGCAGGCCCGCAAAUCGCGAGUGUCCCUCUGCUUUGUCGAUCACAUACACAAUCUCACGAACUGAAGAUGGCGCUACUCUCAUACGCCUUCUUCGCACGACAGUUGACAUGGGCAGACGCUUUCUCGUUCUGGCUUUAUUACAUGAAGCUGGUUUUCGUAUCUUUGGGGGGCGUGACACUGUUUCUCCUGUCGAUAGGCCUUCUGAAGAGGCUGGAUGAUCUCUAUGGCGCUCCCAUUGAGAUGUUCUUUCUCUCCACUCUACUGAGUACGGAUUGCAGGAUCCACCUCUCCGAGACUGCCAUGCGGAUGGUCGUUCAGGCUCUAUGCAUCAUUACCGGAAUGAGUGUUCAGGUCGCUAUGGUACGACAGCCAAGGCACCAGAACACGCUCGCGUUUAUGAGGGGUGCUGCAUUCUUAAGAGAGGCUCUGAUGAUCUUGGGUUGCGAUGUUUUCAUUUUUGUGGGUGUUGCCUCGGUCCUGACAAAGACGUUGGAGUUCGUGGUAAUGGCUGUUAACAUUACGGUGCUUGUUUCGUAUGGGCUGAGGCGGAGAGGGAAGAUGUUCAGAUAUGCGUGCGGGUUCAUGCUAGCGGCGGUGCUGAUACAUUUGGUGAAUCGAUUUCGUCCAAUAUCCUUCGGCGAAUCUUCGCGGACGUAG